AUGGUGACUGUGAUGGACCUGCAGCAUCCAGGCAAAGGCUGUAACAGUGCUUUCAAAAAAGUAAUCGAACACUUUGGGAGGUUGGAUAUUGUGGUCAACAACGCUGGAGUCAACAAUGAGAAGGACUGGGAAAGCACUAUACAAAUUAACUUGACAUCUGUGAUUAGAGGAACCUACCUCGGCCUAGAAUACAUGAGAAAAGGAAAUGGGGGAGAUGGAGGAGUAAUCAUUAAUAUCUCCUCUUUGGCAGGACUCAUGCCUGCUGCAUUCCAACCUGUGUACUGUGCUACAAAGCAUGGUGUAAUUGGAUUCACACGCUCAAUAGCAUUAGCAGCUAAUAUGGAAAACUACGGUGUGAGACUCAACACAAUUUGUCCAGGAUUUGUCAACACACCAAUUCUUCAGUCAAUAGAUAAAGAAGAGAAUAUGGGACAAUAUUAUUCAUACAAGGAUGAGAUCAAAAACAUGAUGCAGUUCUAUGGCGUGAUGGACCCAUCAAUAAUUGCUGAGGGACUGAUAACAAUAAUUGAAGAUGAUACUCUAAAUGGAGAAGUCAUGAAGAUUACAGCAUCCCAAGGGAUUCAUUUUCAACAAUACAGCCAAACACCUUUUACAUCAUCAAAGAGAUAAAUAAUUGUUUUACGCUAACUAUUUUUGGCUUUCCUUAAAUAUAAAAAAUUUUGAAAAUUGAAAAUUUUUGGAAAAAAAGGUCAGUGUUGUAUCUAAAGCAGUGACAAUUUUCAAACAUUCGCAUCCUAAUGACAAAGAGAUGGACAAGAAAAUCUGGUGUGGGAGAAUGGUAUCAUCUGAUUUUGACUCUAUAAGCACUAAUAAUAGUAUUUAUUCAGUAGAA
Molecule: messenger RNA, 853 nt
Organism: Charadrius vociferus (killdeer)
Lineage: Eukaryota; Metazoa; Chordata; Aves; Charadriiformes; Charadriidae
Gene: HPGD
Product: hydroxyprostaglandin dehydrogenase 15-(NAD)
Exons: 6
Coding region: 1-630 (209 amino acids)
Cellular component (GO): cytoplasm
Molecular function (GO): oxidoreductase activity, acting on the CH-OH group of donors, NAD or NADP as acceptor
Source: RefSeq, a predicted model, not a curated record